GUCCUUUUAGUGCUUUCGCUUUCGGGCAUCCGCCUAGUGGUGAUAGUUUUGGUUAGAAGUGCACGCUCUCUCCUUCAAAAUUGUGGUUGAGUGCACGUACUCAAGUUCAACAAGACGUGACAAGCGUGAUCAAAGUCAAAGACACGUGGAUUCUUUCAUUCGCAUAUCGAAAGUAGUACAUAUGCUCGCGUCACCUUUGCGCACGGUAAAAAGCCUCUAUUGGCUCUCCCGUAGCUAAGUGAAGCUCCUAAAGUCUUCUGGCAAACAGUGCCCCCCAUCAUGCUUCCCUACCACGUCGUUGACUUGCUGCAGCAGGAGGACGCAAAAAAGCGCGAAGCGCGCACACUCCAAAACCAAAAGGACGGACUUGCGAAUCUCCUGAACAGGACCAAUGACGCACGACAAUUAGAAAAUCUAAAGCAUUUCCAACACAAGUCUUCCAAAUCGCCGCUUAUGCGGGACUUCACGACCUCCAAACCCCGGUGUAAGCACGUCCAGAAGCCACCCUUCCGCCAUUUGCGGAUUAACCCAGCGAGUUCCAAUGCAGUUACCGCGUUGCAGCAAACGUCCUCUUCUUCCAGCGACCGCUAUGGUAGCUCCAGCUCCUCCUCCGCCGCCGAUUCCGACACGACUACCGACGAGCCCGAGCGGAGCCUCUGUUGGGACGGGCCGCGCUUUGCCUUCGAGCAUUGGGACGGCAAUAUGGAUUGCAAAAAUGUCUGGGUCUGGAAACUUGUGAUGCUGGGUGGCGUAUCAUGAAGAGGCCACAAGUGCUGGCUCAGCAUGGCAAGCUUUUGAGCUUCUAGGUAUUGCCUAAUCUGCACGACAAACUGCGUUUCUGCAUGACAGCAAAAUGGGGCUCUUGGGUAACAGGCAUAACAGAUUUAAGAGUUAUGCCACACAAGCAUGACAAGCGUGCACUCUUCCAGACCCAGAGACUUUUGCAGUUGAUGGGCAAGGAAUGGCAACAAUUGGAAGACGAGCCGGAUAUCGACCCGGUGACGGAUUGCUACGACUUUCGGAGUAUGCAUUGCAAAAGUAUCGUACUCGUAUUGCAAAUCAUGCAUUACAGAUCCUUUUGCUAAAGUAAAUCCGCAUUACAAAUUUUAUUUCUCAUGCUGAGGAACUUUGUAAUGCAUUGAUUGAUACGAGUACGAUGCAAUACGUUUGCAUUGUAUACGGAGUUGUGCGAUGGAAAUGGUCAAGAUGACGGACGAGGCUGCUUUCCUCCUCAGCAACGAGCCCGACACGCAGAACCGCAUCCCCGUCUGGGCGGAGGACGUGCAGUGGACGUGGGCGGACGUCGUUUUUUUCUUCGAUGAGGAGGGAAAAUUGAGCAAAAUUUUGCCGGCUUGGGAGCACGAUCACGAAGAGGGAGAAGUUGUGCCUGAUCGGAAGGAUAAAGACUCAAAAGAGCAGCCAGAAGAGGCUCCCCCGCCGACGUGGUCAUCGAGAAAAUAUACUAGUAAUUCCGUCGUCCGCGACAUGUCAGGUCUGUGGCUUUUCCGCUUCGACCUCGGGGACGCAAUCUUGGUGCGGAAGAAGUUCAAUUUCUGCUACGCACGGUACGCGAACUUCGGCGGCUGCGACAUGCGCCACACGCAGCUGCGAUAUGCCUAUCUGCACGGGGCGAACUUUCGGGGCGCGAAUCUCAGUGAGGCAUCGCUGGAGGACGCAGUGCUGUACAAGGUAUUUGUUGCUCUUAGCCGGCUGUUCGAUUAAAUUGUCAUGCGGUAAGUGCUGGAAAAGAGAAAGAAAAUCUGUUUUCUCAUGGUGGAUCCUUGUGUUGCGUCGAAAUGUGUGCUCCUUAAAUGAAAAGUAGCAAACGUUUCUAUCCCGUUCGACCUGACUACAUUUUCACCAGACAAACUUUUCCGACGCGUACCUGUACCUUGCGUCCUUCGAAAACGCGGGCUACGUCCAGACCGCGCUCUUCCGCUACCGGGGUUCCGCGGAAUUUUUCGGAAUCGAGCCCUCCCUGCUUCUAUCAAAUGCAAAAAUGUCUGGGUCUGGAAAAUUUCUAGAUUUGUCAUGCAUAUUUUCCAUGACCCAUGAUGUCUGUGAUGACUGCCGUAGCAUCACAGAUUUUUAGAGCGCAUUGUGAUACCUCUGCAGCAUGAGAAAUGCCCUCUCCGCGUAGCACCAACUGGAGUCCUCUUGCUGGUCAUGCAAUACAAAUUUUUUCAGAAUCCAGAGACAGCCUCACAAGUUUAGAAUGUUCCAGACCCAGACACUUUUGCAUUUGAUACCUCCACGCCAGCAACAAUUACCACUACGCGGAGUGGGGCGGCUGGUGCUACUGGUUCGCGCUGACGAAAGACCGGAUUUUGAUGCUCCGCCACCGGAUGGAAGUCGAGUACUUGCUCGGCUUCUUGCGAAAGAUGCACGACAUGGUCUUGACGACACACACCUGGCGCACCUAUUACGACCACUGGAUUUCGCUCGCGACGAUGACCCAGAUUAGCUCGAACAAGCGGGCCGUGCAGGCGAUUUUGCUGCUCUACUACAUGGAUUUGGAAAGUCUCUCGGUCGUGGAGCAGACAAAUCUGCAGCAGAUGCUGAAAGAAUCGAAAACCCGGAACAUCGACACCAUGGUCAACAGAAGCUCGUUUUUCCAAGAAGGACUUUCAGAGCUGGCCGGAGAGGAGAUGAACCAAGCGGGUCUUGGCCAAUUCCCGCACGGUGGAGGUGCUGCUCGUACUUCGGGAAGGGAAACCGCAACUUCCAGCACUGUACCACUGCCGAGGGGGCAGUACGAGACCUCGUUCAAGAUGAAAAGCGACCUGAGCAACAAGAGCGGUAACAAGAGCGGGAACACCUUUUCCGGCGUCGUGCGGGCGGUAUUGGUUUGUGUUGCGAAUGUUUGAUGACGAUGUCAGUUGUGCAUGAUUCACCAGCUUAACUACGUGCCCGCCCAAUGAGGUCAUUCUCAUCCAGUAGCAAGAUGAUAUGAAGGGGAACACUCCUUCUACGUGAUCGUCGAAAACGGCCUGGCAGACCGAGUCACUGCCUUUCUGAAUACACUCUACAGGCCCUGCUCCGUCGCCAGGAGACCCUGGGGCAGCUGCAGCCGCCAGAGAAUGUCUACAACCCGCAGCCAGCCUUGUCCUCGGUAAAACGAAAAUCGCUGUUGUCCGAGUCGACCGCCGGAGGAAAUACUGCAACCCCGACGGCAAGGAGCAAAGCGGCGACGUCAGCGACCACUCGCGGCGGCGCAAUCGCCGGUAAGAAACCGGUGAGAAAGUGCGCCGCGCCGGGGGAAGGGUCACCGAGGAUGCAGGUAUGGAAUUGGUCGUGCACAACCCCUCGAUGUCUCUCCUUCACCUGAUCGUGUGCAUGAACACCAGCAGCAGAAGCAACUAACAGCAGAAGUACAGCCUUUGCAUGACGAAGCAAGAAACGCACGCCUCGACUUUUGCCCUGUUCGGUUUUCCGACCGAGCUUUUUAUGCAAACGGUACCACAACGAAAAGUUAACACAAAGCUUCGACUUGCUUUUUAUUUGCGUUGCAAAUGAACAUGAAGGGAGCACGAGGAUGCAGUUGUGCACCCUUAUAGCAAGCGGAGAGCCUGAUGAACAACAUUCCCAUCCUAUCGCAGGAAAAAGCUAUGUAAACGUGUAAGUUUGUGUUGCAGGCCAUGCAAGACAGUCACUCGGCCGGGUGGUCGUGCCAGACAAGAAUUAUUUUACAAAGUCAUUCUAACAUCGUGAACCUGUCCCUAUUUGCGCACUGCUACCGACAAUGCACGUCAGUUUUUUAUCUCUGUCAAGAUGCAAGCGCAAGCCGAAUCUGUCAUGCCGGCGCCCCAAGCAAGUGACACUAUUAGCGCAGUAGUUUUUUCCCCCAUACACUCGGCACAACUACGACCCGUGGAAGUCCAGACUAGUGCCAGAACAGGAAAUUCCGAACUCUGCCCGUGGCAGCUCGCUAGUUGUGAAUAACCAGAACACCAACCUUGCCUCGAACCUGACUACGGCAACCCUGGCGGGGUUUGGCGGGUUCGAGAGCACGUCCCAGUUUUAUGGAGCCGCUGGUCCUCCUCAAGGAUUUCCGGGAAGUGUGACGCCCGCUGGCGGCAACAAGCAGGUGUCCCCUGGAAGCACCGUCUUUCAGCAGAGGUUGCAGCAGGGCGGUGGUGGUGCAAUUGGAACAACGACUACAGCUACUUCUAACGAGCUGCCUUCGCUACGGUACCGGGGGCCGGUGGCCGCCGGGGCCGACGCGGUCGUGUCGCCGAAGUCCGUCGGGGGAACAAUUGGUGGAACCUCUAGCCGGAGCUCCUCGUCUGCCUCGCCCAUGAUAACCCCGAAGCAGACGAAGGCGAAGGCAAGACCCGUGCCGAAAUACAUGCUCAGUCACGUUGUGGAAGAGGAGCAGCUGUCGCCCUUGUUGCAAGGAAGAGUAGAUGGGCAAGUAGACCACGAUUUUCGUGGCAACCAAGUAGACCCGCGAAAGAACAUCAUCCAUCGUGAAGGUGCGCACCGGGAGGCAGCGCCGGAAGGGGAGCAGGAGGCGCAAGAGGGCGAGGCGCUGAACAGCAGCCCGAACAGCAGCAAUCGUGGUGUCCGAAACCAUCCCCGGGGCACGCCGCAAGCCGUACCCGCUCCAGGGGAAACCUUUGGCUCGUCUCCAGUAAAGACUCCUGUAGUACGGCACGGCAAUAAAGAGUCAUCAAGUGGCUCAAAAAUGUCCGGAGGGGCCAGAAGCAACGGCCACGGGGGUGCUCAGCAACAUCUCGAAGAUGUCGAGACGAACAGUAACCUGUCGUCUGGCCACGCCAGUACGUCUUCUAGCAGCGCCGGUAAAAAGAACAAGUCCUUCAAUUUUAAGAAAUUUUUCUUUCCCCUCGCGGUAGAGGAGGAAGAGAAAAGCCACCGGGAGGUGCGCAAAGAAGCCAUCGACUUGCGGGAGGCGCGGUGGGAGAAGCUGAUCACCCAAACGAGAAGAAAUCAACACCUUCGGUCGAAAAUUCCGGACACGGAGUACGCGGAAAUCCGGAAACUCCCCUUUCUCCGCACGCAGCACGCGCUCGCGACCGCCCGGGCGCUGUUCAACACGCGUGGGCCGGCGCCCUACGGGCUCCUGCAGAUUCUGGAGCGGGACACCGCCCGGGUUUUGAGGACGUCGGACUUCUUUCUGAUUGGGGAGGCGUUGAACUUGGAAAUUCUCUACAUCGACCGCGUGUUUAAAGCGAAAGAAGAGCUGUUCAGCAUGGCGAUGACCAUUAUCUUCUCGGCCGCGACGGCACUGCUGUUCUACCUCAUGCAGCGGUACUUCCUGCCGGAGAUCGAAAUUCUGGCAGCGAACAUGGGAAGCGACAGCAACAAAAUCGACCAGGCGAACGCGGCGUGAUGAAGCUGUAAAGAGUGUUGAGAACAAGGAUUAUGUAAUCCAUCAGUUCUCAAACUCAAUCGCAUCCGAAGUUUGUUUCUCUGUUCAAGUGUCUAACGUUUCAAUGGAUCACACAGUUUCGUUCUGUUUGAUUAAGUACUAGGUAGAGGAACGACGGUACUAGACAGAGUGGUUUCGGUUUCGCAGUUUCCAAGAAGACAUUUUGUAAUUUGGGCAACCGAGCUACCGUAGUAGUCCGCACUAGUGCCCGCAGGUUUUCCGGCUGCUCUCCCGGAUUACUGGAAUGUCAGUUUUGCA
Molecule: messenger RNA, 5650 nt
Organism: Amoebophrya sp. A120
Lineage: Eukaryota; Dinophyceae; Syndiniales; Amoebophryaceae
Source: the annotation of a GenBank genome assembly